AUGUCUCUCUGUGGUAGGAUAGAGGUUGCUGUAGAAACUAACUUGCCUGCUGAAAAACUUCAUGAUCUUCUCAGCAGUUCUUUACCCCAGUUAUCCUGCAUCACUCCUGCUAAGAUACAAGCAGUUCAUCUCCUUAAAGAGGGAGCCUCUAAGAUUACCAAGGAGGUGAUUGAUGACAUAGAUAGCACGAAACUAUCUAUCACCUCCAAAGAAAUCGAAGGAGAUUUGAUGGAGGCUUACAAGAGUUUCAAAAUCAUCCAUCAAGCUACGCCAAAAGGAUAUGAAUGCUUACCGGACCCAUGGACAGACAUGAUCAUCAUGUUCUUUACUAUGGAUCUCAAGAAUAUAGUAAGUUCAGGUGUGGUGUUGUUAAAAUAA
Messenger RNA from Dovyalis caffra, 378 nucleotides. Lineage: Eukaryota; Viridiplantae; Streptophyta; Magnoliopsida; Malpighiales; Salicaceae. The record is from the annotation of a GenBank genome assembly.